This is a messenger RNA of Seriola aureovittata, 4765 nucleotides long. It is a transcript of the gene sfxn3, whose product is annotated as sideroflexin 3. The coding region runs from base 140 to 1108 and encodes 322 amino acids. Gene Ontology annotation, cellular component: mitochondrial inner membrane. Gene Ontology annotation, molecular function: monoatomic ion transmembrane transporter activity. The transcript is spliced from 11 exons. NCBI's taxonomy places the organism in Eukaryota, Metazoa, Chordata, Actinopteri, Carangiformes, Carangidae. Gene Ontology annotation, biological process: serine import into mitochondrion; monoatomic ion transport. The record is from RefSeq and is a predicted model, not a curated record.
UCUCUGAUUUGCCGCGAAGUUGUGUUUUACGACACUUUUAAGAGUACCAAAAGGCAGCAUACCUUCACCCGGCUGUGCUGUGAUAUUGAGAGGUCAUACAUUUACAAAAAAAUUAAAGAAAGCAAACCAGAAAACCAGGAUGUCUGGAGAGCUGUCCCUCAACAUAAACAUCAAGGAGCCACGAUGGGAUCAAGGCACAUUUAUGGGGCGUGCCAAGCACUUCUUUAUGGUCACAGAUCCCAGGAACGUCCUGCAGUCCUCUGAGACUCUGGACGAGGCCAGAGUGAUCGUGGAGAACUACAGAGCAGGGACUGUGAAGCCUGGCCUGACGGAGGAUGAGCUCUGGAGAGCCAAGUACAUCUACGACUCUGCCUUCCACCCCGACACGGGCGAGAAGAUGUUUGUGAUUGGGCGGAUGUCUGCUCAGGUGCCAAUGAACAUGUCCAUCACAGGCUGCAUGCUCACCUUCUACAGGACUACUCCAGCAGUGGUGUUCUGGCAGUGGGUUAACCAGUCCUUCAACGCUGUCGUCAACUACACCAACCGGAGUGGAGAUGCCCCCAUGACCGUGAAUCAGCUCGGUGCAGCCUAUGUCAGUGCUACUACUGGAGCUGUAGUCACUGCCUUGGGACUCAAGUCUCUAGCUACGCGUCUCCCUCCAAUCGUCAGCCGGUUUGUCCCCUUUGCUGCUGUUGCUGCUGCUAACUGCAUCAACAUUCCCUUCAUGAGACAGAGGGAGUUGAAGUAUGGUAUCCCUGUGACGAAUGAGAAUGGAAACAGGUUAGGAGAGUCUGCUAAUGCUGCCAAGCAGGCCAUCGUGCAGGUGGUGGUGUCAAGGAUCGGCAUGGCAGUGCCAGCAAUGGCCAUCCCUCCUGUUAUAAUGAAUGCUCUGGAGAAGAAAGCUUUCAUGAAGCGGUUCCCAAUUCUAAACGCUCCAGUCCAGGUGGGGCUCGUCGGUCUGUGCCUGGUGUUUGCAACUCCUCUGUGCUGCGCCCUGUUUCCACAGAAAAGCUCUAUGAGCGUGAGCGGGCUGGAAGCAGAUCUGCAGGAGAGGAUACGACAGACCAGUCCCCACACCACCACUGUCUACUUCAACAAGGGCCUGUAGGACCAGCCAAUCUAUCUCCGUGCACACAAACAAGAUUUGACACUCACACAUAUACUCAUGUAUACAUACACAUGUCUGUUGUCCUGGGGGCACAAGUGGGAGGGCAAAGCAAAAUUUAUUUAUGCUUUUUUUUUUGUUGUGUGUACUGCUACAUUUGUUUUUUGAAUUUGACAAGGGCAAUGAUUAUUUGAGGGCAAUGAUAAUUUGGAAAACAGGAUUUACUGAAGGGAAAACAAAACACCUUGAAGGAAGAUCAUUGAUGGUUCUCUGUGUACGUAGAUGGCACUCCUUAGAAAAGAGAAAAUGACUUUGAUGAAUUAAUUUUUUUUUCUUCUUUUUUAAAAUUGUGUCGUGGUGUGUUUUCUGUCUUCCUUUGGUCAAAACUGCCUAUAGGGUGGCAGUUCAUGAAGUUACUGACUUGUGUUUGACUCACUAAUAUUUCAUGUUGCAUUCAGGUUCAUUCAAGUUCUCCGAUUAAUAAUGUGUAAUUUCUUGUAAGUCGUGCAUUGCCUCCGAAUGUAAAAUAAUCUUUUUUGCAUUUCCAAUUCUACCCAAGUCAUUGUCACAUUAUUCUGUUAAUUAACUUACAGACUGACCACAGUAUGUUAAAAUGUUUCAGUUUACCUCUAAAUAGUCCAACCCCUGGUGAAGAAGUUCCUCUUUUGUUGUACUCUGCCUCCUUGUUAACUGGUGCAGCUUCUUACUCCCUUCAACUCUCCUUUAAGUGUACUUACACCCCUUCAUAGUCUUAGACCAGAUAAUGAGGUGCUAGGUACAUGUGGCAAAACAAUAUAUUGGAAUUAUAUUAAAAAAGCUCACACAGCACAGCCACAGAGUACAUUAGUUAACUGAUGAGUGUGAUCUUUUCUAAGCAUAAAUAUCCAUUGUUGCCAUGGCAGUGGCAGCAUGUGUUCAAGGCCUUUUUAUCAUCUGAGAUCACUUAAUGACCUACCGCAGCCGCUACCUCUAGUAGCAUCAAUUAGUUCUUUGAUUGUUGUUGGUGAUGUUGCUUGUUUGGUGGUUUGGUGUUUGAGUCACGUGGAGAGUAAUGUCGUUUUGUGUCUACGUGUUGUUGCUAAGAGGAAAUGUUAUGAUCAGACCACAGUUGUCAUGCAGAAACUUUGUAACUCCAGUUUUGUUGGUUCGAAUGUUCACACUUGACCAGAUAGGUUACAUGAGCAGGUUGAAAAAAUUCAAAACUUUGGUUUUGUCAAGUGGUUGUCAAGCUGAGCUGUCUAAUUAAGUUAGAGAUACAGGGUUUUUAUGUGCAACAAAUAGCUAGCCAUCUGCAAAUCUGUCUUUUGCACUCGAGCCAUUGAUGCCCCAUUGUACCAAAUGAAAGUAGCUAUUGUUGUGUGAGAGUCAGAAUACUAAAUGCUUAUAUCCAGGUCAGGGCAGUGGGUAAUUGUGUGGAUGGUCUUUGUUGUGCUUCGUUAAAGUGGAUAGCUGGGCUGGGUUUGAGCUUCUCUGAUCAAAUUCAUUCACAUUGUUGACCAAGCUCUCCAAACACACAACCAUUGUGGUUAGAUAGUGGUGAUGGUGUACUUGAGAAAGAAUCAGCUGAAUUUACACCUGUGCUGUCUGAUGUAAGAAUAAGUAUAUUUUUCUUGGAUAUAUUUAUAAAUAUUGUGUGUGUGUAUAUAUAUAUAUAUAUAUAUAUAUAUAUAUAUAUAUAUAUAUAUAUAUAUGAUAUAUAAUGUAUGGAGCACAUAUGCAUGAAGGAUUUUAGAGAUUUUAACUUGAAGGUGUGCCUCUGUUGGUGAAUCCAGCAGAUGGCCCCACGUAUACACCAGAAAUCAAUGUCAGCUGCUUAGCUGGUUGUGUUACAGGAGUACAGAGGAGUGUUGAUGGACGAGAACUCCUCUUGCUUUAGGGCUAAUGAGCUUUCAGAUUAGAUGAGUGGUUCCUCUAGUUCGGACUUGACUUGAUACACAGAACACAGUCACAGAUUAAUAACUGUGAUUCAAUGUUUGUGAUUUUUCAUGUACAAAAAAAUACAGUAAGAUUGUACAGGCCAUGCUCAUACUUAGAUUCAUCUCCAUUAAGCAUCGUACGAUCAUUCAUUUAAACUGACUGAAUGUUACAGGACUGUAGCAACUGCACCACUGCUGCAUCUUUAUGAAAGAACUUCUAUGCAGACAGAAAUACACAAUGAUUGUGCUCGUGUGUGAUCCUGAAAUUCAAUGGUUUCAUUCCAAAAUGCUAUCCAGAUCGUUUUUGAAAAUUGUUCCCACCUCAAAUUCAGACCCUUAAAGAGUGUCUUGAUAUGACUCCUAACAUCUGUAUGAGAAUGUCUUUUUUUAUUUUUAAAUGAUGGAUAUCUCAUUUUGGUAUGAAACUAUUCUUUCAGCUGCUCUUUUACUCACCAUUGUCUUUUUCUAUUUUAAUGUAAACACUGAACCCCCGGAGCAACAAUCAAACUCUUUGUAUCGUCCAUGUAAACAGACGGUAGCUACUGUCUGUUCCUCCAGCUGUAACACUAAGACAUGACCACAUGCACUGCAGGACAGUGUUUCAGAGUUAGCAUCACUACUGUAUUCCAGUAUUUGUUAAAUACCGUGACUACAUCAUUAAUACAUCUUUUUUUCUGCUACAGUGCUGAUGGUAGUUGUUGUGUUUAGGGUGUUUUCCUGCUGAGGGUAAAACUGCACUAUAUAACCUUUGCUGUGCUGCUGUAGGAGCUAGAUGGAUGUGUAUUGCUAUUUAAAAUGAGCUUUUUGAAAAUGUAUAUUGAAGAUUGUAUUUGUUUAUUGUGCUGGAUAACAUUGAAAGAAUCAUGAUAUUGCAAAUUCGUAAUUCAUUCAUUAUCUGGCAGCUUUCAUUGCUCUGCUUGCUUUGUUUUUGUUUGUUUUGUUUUUGGGUUUUUUUUGUAUUAAGGCGCAGAAAUGUCAAGAACAAAACUGGACAGUUUUAGUGAGCAUUUAAACACAUCUGUAAACAUAUAUCUCAGCUUGUGACUGUGCUGAACCACCGUAACAUGUCACACCCAUAGAUCUAGCCAAAGAUGAGACGGGUAUGAACUGUACAGGAUUGAGGGGGAAGAAGUGUGUAACUUUUUAAAGUUUUCGUUUCAGCUUUAUUGUAUGGACCUUUUUUGCCAGGUUUUCUCAUGCAAAUACACGUUUCAGAUUUUUUUUUUUUACAGCAGUGGUCCUCAACCUUGUCAGUGAAACACCAAAAUUUUCAACAUCACAAAGCACUGUCUUUAACACAAAGUUAACAAAUUAAAGACAUAAAUAAAUCCCAACUGGCAUUUUAGUUAACAGUCAGACUUUUAGCAUUGAUUUUAUUGACAUAACAAUAAAAUCUCAUCAUAAACUUGACUUUAUUCCAGAUAGUAGCAGUGAAUUUUGGCACAUUGGUUGAGCACCCACUAAUUUAAACUUGUGUGCACUGUUGUGCAUGCCAUGACAAAAAAAAUCUAAUCUUUGCAUACUGAAAGCACAAAUGUAAAGACAAUCUCUGUUACUGUUACACUCAUGAAUGUUUUUGGUUGUUUCAUGUACAUACAAACUUACAUACACGCAUUUGGUCUUGUCAGUAUUGGUGCACAGUGUUUUCUCCCUCUAUUUUGUAUUGUGUUGAAAUAUAUUUCCUUGAUGUGAAAUGUAUUUUACUCAGAACAAUAGAAUAAAAUGUGUAACAUUAAUGUCUAAA